Acipenser ruthenus (sterlet) is the source of this 2161-nucleotide messenger RNA. Its product is annotated as DCN1-like protein 3. Gene Ontology annotation, cellular component: ubiquitin ligase complex. The record is from RefSeq and is a predicted model, not a curated record. Gene Ontology annotation, molecular function: ubiquitin conjugating enzyme binding; cullin family protein binding; ubiquitin-like protein binding. NCBI's taxonomy places the organism in Eukaryota, Metazoa, Chordata, Actinopteri, Acipenseriformes, Acipenseridae. The transcript has 4 exons. Bases 603 to 1514 code for a protein of 303 amino acids. Gene Ontology annotation, biological process: positive regulation of ubiquitin-protein transferase activity; protein neddylation.
CAAGUCGGUCGCUUUAGCAGUGACGCUACCUCUCUGUGAGCUCACGACUCUGUGACGUAGAACGCAGGCAGCUGAGUCUCUUGUCAGUCAGUGGUGGUCUGCAGGAAGUGAUGCAGGGCAAAUUCCCAUUAAUAUCCAGUCAAUACGGUGCUAAACUCCGUCACUGGCAGGUUUCGCUAACUUAUUAUCUUUACAGCACACCUUAAAAACUAAAGCAGCUGAGAGGAAACAGGCUCAUACAAAAAGUCGAAAGCAAAAAAUAGAAGCGAUAGACAGGUGAUAUAUCUUUGCUGAACAAGAAGCCUCUCUCUCUACCGUUGCCUAGCCUUUUGGGACUUCGGUUCCGAUGUGUAGGAAGUGAUGAGUGGAUAUUUCACAAUAUAAUACCUCCAUCUGCUUAAAAGAAAUUCAUAUGAGGUGAACCUAAACGUACCAACACUGGGCAGUGAUGUUCUGAAGCGAUCACAUCAGGAAUCUGUAUUAAGACUCUUUUCAGCACCGAUGGCAUGUUGAGGUGUACAGCAGGGCAGCAGCGGCUGUGGACGAGAGGGAGUUUCGCCUGAAGGUGGGAAACCUGCCUCUGAGCUGUUGCUUCCAACACCAUGGGCCAGUGUGUCACCAAGUGCAAAAACCCGUCUUCCUCGCUGGGGAGCAAGAGUGGUGACAAGGAGCCUGGUGGCAAGUCGCAAGGCAAGAAGAGCCACAAGGAGGAGCUGAGCCCCGGCAAAGCUUCUGGGGACCUCCUUGCCAACGGCACCAAGAAGAUGGAGGUGAUCGAGGCCACGCAACUUCCAGCCCCGUCAGGUGACACUCGGAAGGAGGAGCUGGUUUCCAACGGCGACGAGUUCUCUGUGCACCGGAUCGAGGAACUCUUCAAGCGAUACAAGGACGAGCAGGAAGACGAGAUCCUGGAGGAGGGAAUGGAGAGCUUCUGUGACGACCUCUGUGUGGACCCCGCGGAGUUCAGAGUGCUAGUGCUGGCCUGGAAGUUUCAGGCAGCUACCAUGUGCAAGUUUACAAGGAAGGAAUUUGUGGAGGGCUGCAAAGCGAUCAAGGCAGACAGCUUGGAAGGGAUCCACAAACGUUUCCCCUUCCUCCUGGUGGAGGCCAAGAUGGAAGACAAGUUCAAGGACCUGUAUCGCUUCACCUUCCAGUUCGGGCUGGACUCCGACGAGGGCCAGCGGUCGCUGCACCGGGAGAUCGCCAUCGCCCUCUGGAGGCUCGUCUUCACACAGAACACCCCCUCCAUCCUGGAGCAGUGGUUGGACUUCCUGACGGAGAACCCCUCAGGGGUGAAAGGGAUCUCCCGAGACACUUGGAACAUGUUCCUCAAUUUUAGUCAGGUGAUCGGAACGGACCUCAGCAACUACAGUGAGGACGAGGCCUGGCCAAGCCUCUUCGACACUUUCGUGGAGUGGGAAUUGGAGAGGAGGAAAAAGGUCGAGCAGGAGAAAAAUAAAUGUACUGAGUCCCCAAGCAGCACAGAGAGCCUGGCUCAGGACCAGCAAGACUGAGUGACUGUGUGAUGAGCCGUGUGUGUGUGUGUGUGUGUGUGAGAGAGAGAGAGACAGACAGACAGAGAGAGAGAGAGAGACAGACCUCUUAUUGUUGGAAUUGAGUAAACUCUGGGCUUCUCUCUUCAAACUUUGAUGAAGAUUAUUAUUAUUAUUAUUAUUAUUAUUAUUAUUAUUAUUAUUAUUAUUAUUAUUGGUGGGGGGUAAUCCUUUUCAACACCCUUGUUUGCCUUGUCUUUUGAAAGGGCUCCAAAUACUGUAUCAUACUUUUAAAGCACUUUUAUUUUGUAUCUGAUAAUUUAAUUACCGUUUUUUUUUUUGUCUUAACCCAGUGUCCAGUAGAUCUGCCUCUGAAUAGUACAGUAGAGUAAAGCAGGACCUAUUGUUGCAGUUUUUUUUAUUAUUUUAUUUUUCCCUUUUUAUGUAAGUUUUAGUAUUAUGAACUGCAGUAGUGUCGGGGUUUAAAUGCAUUUUUAACUGAGGGAUCAUGUACUGAGUAUAGCGCAGUUUGCAACCAAAGUGAUUUUAUUUUUUUUUUGUUUUAGUUUUUUAAUAUAAAAAACACAGUGGUUUAUAGUAAUAUAAACAGUGUUAAGCAUUUACAGCUGUUACUUUUUAAUUUAUUAAAAUUGAACCAUCAACUGCUA